Molecule: messenger RNA, 2619 nt
Organism: Osmia lignaria (orchard mason bee)
Lineage: Eukaryota; Metazoa; Arthropoda; Insecta; Hymenoptera; Megachilidae
Gene: Akt
Product: AKT serine/threonine protein kinase
Biological process (GO): protein phosphorylation
Molecular function (GO): ATP binding; protein serine/threonine kinase activity
Source: RefSeq, a predicted model, not a curated record
AUGGGGGACGCAGCGAUGAACGUCGCAGCGUCCGGUGGCGGCGGUCAGCGUGUCGUUAAAGAAGGCUGGCUGCAAAAACGCGGUGAACAUAUAAAAAACUGGAGGUCAAGGUAUUUUGUUUUAAUGGAUGACGGUACACUGGUUGGCUUUAAAGCUAAACCGGAUCAACAAAUGGCAGCUUCUGCACAGCCUUUAAAUAAUUUCACAGUUCGCGGAUGUCAGAUCAUGUCUGUAAAUAGACCUAAACCUUAUACUUUUGUAAUAAGAGGUUUACAAUGGGCAGCUGUAAUAGAAAGAACCUUUCACGUAGAAACGGAACAAGAGAGAGAAGAUUGGGUUGCAGCUAUUAGGUAUGUAGCUGCUAGACUGGCAAGCGAAAAAGAAACCCAAAUGCAACAUUCGUCUUCAUCGGAAGAUGUUGAUAUGGAGUCUUCAGGAGUCGGUAGGUCAGAUUCUUGCGGAUCUGUUGGUGUAGUGUCUUCAGAUACGGAUGGUGGUAGUAUCGAUGAAUUGUCCGCAAAGUUUAGUGUUCAAGGAACCUCGAAUAGUAAAAGUACAGGGAAGAAGAAAGUAACCCUUGAAAAUUUUGAAUUUUUGAAAGUUUUGGGGAAAGGUACGUUUGGAAAGGUGAUACUUUGCAGAGAAAAAGCAACGGGACACUUAUACGCUAUAAAAAUAUUAAGGAAAGAAGUGAUCAUUCGUAAAGAUGAAGUUGCGCACACGCUUACCGAAAAUAGAGUAUUGCGUACCACUAAUCAUCCGUUCCUAAUUUCUUUAAAGUAUAGUUUUCAAACAGCAGACAGGCUGUGUUUUGUAAUGGAGUACGUAAAUGGCGGGGAGUUAUUCUUUCAUUUAAGACGUUCGCGCGUGUUCGGCGAGGAUCGUACUCGAUUUUAUGGCGCUGAAAUAAUUUCAGCAUUAGGCUACCUUCAUUCGCAGGGUAUAAUUUAUCGUGAUCUCAAACUAGAAAAUCUUCUCUUAGAUAAGGAUGGACAUAUUAAAAUAGCUGACUUUGGAUUGUGUAAAGAAGAUAUAACGUACGGAAGGACGACGAAAACAUUUUGUGGAACUCCCGAAUACCUUGCGCCGGAAGUGCUCGAAGACAAUGACUAUGGAAGAGCAGUAGAUUGGUGGGGUGUUGGUGUUGUUAUGUACGAAAUGAUUUGUGGUCGAUUACCUUUUUAUAAUAAGGAUCACGAGAAGCUUUUCACGCUUAUUGUAAUGGAAGAAGUAAGAUUUCCUAGAACGAUCAGUAAUGAAGCGAAAGAUAUGCUUGGUGGUUUACUUAUAAAAGAUCCAAGUAAAAGAUUAGGUGGCGGACCCAACGAUGCGAAAGAGAUUAUGGAUCACGCAUUCUUUUCGUCGAUCGAUUGGUCCGAUCUUGUACAGAAAAAAAUUCCUCCCCCUUUCAAACCUCAAGUUACUUCUGACACGGAUACCCGAUAUUUUGAUAGCGAAUUUACGGGUGAAAGUGUUGAACUGACGCCGCCUGAUCAGGGCUUCUUAGGGAGUGGAGGUGGUUUAAAUUCGAUAGCUGAAGAACAGGAACAUUUUCCUCAAUUUUCGUAUCAGGAAAAUCACCCAGCAGCAACUUCUCCCAUUGUUUCUAUUAAUCACUGACAGUACCAAGCGUUUCCUUUAUUUGCGUAUUGAAAAGCAUGACUAAAUGCAUGGAAAAGUCAAAGACACUCGAUCGCGAAAAGUGAUUUGUCUAACAGUUUGGAAGAAUCUUUCUUUCUUUUUUUUUUUUUUUUUUUUUUUCCUUAAGCAGAUAAAUCGAAAUAUCAGUUUUCGCUAAUUUACGAUGCUUUUUUGUGCAUCUUCGAAAGAUUUUAACACAUAUCUCCGAUGGCAGAUUCGCUUGUACACGUGGUAUACGUGCGCGUAUACGUGCAUUCGUUAAAAUUGUACAUGGAAAAAUAAUGUACUAUAAGAUUCAACUAUUUAUACCUGCUGAGUAGGUCGCGACGAUAUAAUUUUUGUUUAAGAAAAAGAAAAGUGGAAAAAGCAAAAUAAGAAAAACGGAAAUUAAGUAUAUCCCCUCAAUUAUGUUAUGUUAUACAGAGUGGCACAUUUCUUUUGCGAAAGAACGAUAUUAUCAUAGUUACAGUUCUGUGUUUAACAAAAAAAAAGAAGAAAAAUAUGGUAUUUAAAACUUCCUGGCUUCAUUGUCAACUCUGUUGAUAAUUUAUAUAGAAGGGCAGUUCCUGGUUACUUUUUUUUUUUUUUUUUAAAUUAGUCAACUGUUAUAGCAGAAACCAAAAUAGCAAAUUAUACUUGGCAAGGAGUCAGUCAAUGGGCAAGUGGUUUAUCCAUUUUGAAAGUAGAAGCAUAGAAACAUUAACAGCUUUAAGUGAACUAUUAUGUAAAUUUAAAAUCGAUUUUUAGCAUCGAAAGAAAGCGUUUCUUUGUUAUACUAGCGCUAUUGAAUUAGGAAAUUUUUCUUCUCCCUUAGUGUGGAUCGCGUUAUUCAUCAUGUAUCAUUGACAAAUAAUGAUUUACUGUGAGAAUCAGAUGGAAAUAUGAAAUGCUACCCUAAUAUUAUAUUAUUAAUAUUAUAUGCUACGAUGAUUAUACAUAUAUAUAUUUAUAUUUUAACAAUUAAAGGAUUAUAUUGUA